GCGGAACGCGCACGCUCCAGGUUGUGCUUCCUGCCGGAGGCUUUUGCCCAGCGCCCCGUGUCCCCGGAGGGAGGGGGGCGGUGGCGGUGGCGGUGGCGGUGGCGGCCGCUGGGGCUGCAGAAGCAGCUCGGGAGUCCGGAAGUCAACACCAUGUCGAGUCUGCACAAGAGCCGGAUUGCAGAUUUCCAGGAUGUCCUGAAGGAGCCCUCCAUUGUGUUGGAAAAGCUUCGAGAGCUCAGUUUUAGUGGCAUCCCCUGUGAGGGCGGACUGCGGUGCCUCUGCUGGAAGAUCCUCCUGAACUACCUCCCUCUGGAGAGAGCCUCGUGGACUUCCACCCUGGCCAAGCAGAGGGGGCUCUAUUCACAGUUCCUGAGAGAGAUGAUUAUCCAGCCUGGCAUUGCCAAGGCCAACAUGGGUGUAUCCAGGGAGGAUGUGACCUUUGAGGACCAUCCCCUGAACCCAAACCCUGACAGCAGGUGGAACACAUAUUUUAAGGACAACGAGGUGCUACUCCAGAUUGACAAAGAUGUCCGGAGGCUGUGCCCAGAUAUAUCUUUCUUCCAAAGAGCCACUGAGUACCCCUGCCUCCUCAUCCUGGACCCGCAAAAUGAGUUUGAGACCCUUCGUAAGCGGGUGGAGCAAACAACACUGAAGUCUCAGACGGUGGCCCGGAACCGAAGCGGGGUCACAAAUAUGAGCUCCCCGCACAAGAACAAUGCACCAUCAGCCCUGAACGAAUAUGAGGUUCUACCCAAUGGCUGCGAAGCCCACUGGGAGGUGGUGGAGCGCAUCCUGUUCAUCUAUGCCAAGCUCAACCCUGGCAUCGCUUAUGUGCAGGGCAUGAAUGAGAUCGUGGGCCCUCUCUACUACACUUUUGCCACUGACCCUAACAGCGAGUGGAAAGAGCACGCUGAAGCAGAUACCUUUUUCUGCUUCACCAACCUCAUGGCCGAGAUCCGGGACAACUUCAUCAAGAGCCUGGACGACUCCCAGUGCGGCAUCACCUACAAGAUGGAAAAGGUGUACUCCACCUUGAAGGAUAAGGAUGUAGAGCUCUACCUGAAGCUGCAAGAGCAGAGUAUCAAGCCUCAGUUCUUUGCCUUCCGGUGGCUGACACUGCUGCUGUCCCAGGAGUUCUUGCUGCCUGAUGUCAUCCGUAUCUGGGACUCCCUCUUUGCUGAUGGCAACCGAUUCGAUUUCCUCCUCCUGGUCUGCUGUGCUAUGCUCAUACUGAUCCGGGAGCAGUUGCUGGAGGGGGACUUCACUGUCAACAUGCGACUUCUGCAGGACUACCCCAUCACAGACGUCUGCCAGAUCCUACAGAAAGCCAAGGAACUCCAGGACUCGAAGUAACCUGGUAGCAGGGGCCCAGCAUUGGAAGAGCAGCCACUGCACUCGCUCCGCACCCUUGUUUUGGGGACACAAAGGAGCCUGUGAGAGAGCCAGCCUGAAGGGAAGCUGCAGUCCCAGCCAGCUGCAGGUCUUCCAGCCUGGUUUCCAUGGUCCAGGGUGCUCCUGGAGCACACUGCGCUGCGCUCCUUCCCAGUGCUCAGCCCUGCCACACUCCCUGCACCUCAACCCUGGGACCCUCCACCCAGACUGCUCAGCAGGGCCGGAGCUCCUGAACUGGCUUCCCGGCGCUGGGGUCAUUGGGGGCCUAGGAGACUGAUGGGUCCUGCCAUACCUCUGCCCAGUAGCUCCUCUCCCUUGUGCUUUCUUCUUCCCUGAGUCCUGGUCAGGGGAGGCAGUUAGCUCAUGGGCCUGAAACAGCUUGUGAGUGUUGGUGCUCAGGGCGCCUGGGGAGGCGCCCCAGAAGAGCUGAGUGACUGCCACGUCUAGGGUCACUGUUUGUCUCUGUCAGGUGUGUUUGCUCGUGGCCGGUAGGGCUGUCUCCCAGGUCUCUGCUUUGUGUGUGUGUGUGUGUGUGUGUGUGUGUGUGUGUGUGUGUGUGUGUGUGUAUGUAUGUUCACACAUGCCCUGGCAGUGGGGUGAGGGUGUGUGGGAACCCUCUAAGGCCCUGCUUCCCCUCUGUGUCUACCUCUGCCUGUCCCUUUCUUCCUUUGCCAGAGGCGUGUGUGGCUCCUUCCUUCGUCUGUCCUCUUUGCCCUGGCUCUCUUCCCUCUGUCCUCCCCUCUGCUCCCCGAGGCCAGCAUUCAGAAUGAGUGUAGUUUAGUGAGAGCCCUGGAGGCCAACUUUAUUGGCAUCCUGUUCCCAUCCCCAGCCUGAGGCCUCCAGGAAUCCCCAGUACCUGCUCCAGCAAGCCAAGUGCUGAUGACAAUGGAAGCCUGUGACGCUUUGAGCCUCUCACCCAUUUUCUACUCAAGAAUGGAUAAAGGGAGGAUGGGGAGAGUCUUCAAUCCGAGAUUAAGACACCCUGGCUGCUGUGUGCCUGGGAGGUGAAAUUUCAGUAGUGCUGUCAUCUCCUUGAUGUCCAUGUUCCCACCUGGUGUGUGCAGGUCUCAUCAAGAGCAAGGGACCAAAGAAUGCUUCUCUGGGUCCAAGGUGACUAAACUGGAAGGCCCGGAGCCUCACAGUACCAGAGGGCUACCUCUGCCUUCUGCCCCCAUGGGAGGCGGAGCGGGGAGGCAGCGAAGGCUGUGGAGGUGCUGGCCUUUCUGGUCAUGUGCUUUGGGGCUGGGUUACCUGAACCCUGUUCAGCAAGUAGACUUUUCUGACCAUGUUUCUUCCAUCUCUCAUAUGGAGGUCACGUGGCUUGAGUCCUGAAGGCAGCUUGUCAGCAAGGGGUCUCACCUUCUCCAGAGACUGGCCAGCAGGAGCAAGGCUCCAACAGCUGCCACCUGAAGCCUUCCCAAGAGCAGUGUGCAGGGCUCCCUCCUUCCCAGGCCAUUGCUUUAGCCACGUUGGGUUGAGUGCUGCUGGGACUCGACCUGCCUUUUUACUGCCUUCUCUCCCAAUACACAACCCCUGGGAGGUAUUUUACUAUUUAUUUGGACCACAGGCUAGCUAUUUAUUGCAGACUGGCAAGUGACCUGGGACUGUGGGUGGGGAGGAGUGGCCGGGAUGCUAAUGGAGUUGGAGGUAUGGAUUGUCUUGUUUCCCAAGGUUAACCCUGACAUCCUCUCCCCGGUCCUGCCUGAGAGGGCUACCAGCUUUACCCUGGAGCUGAGUAUAAGGGAGACCAUAUACACUCCCACCAUCCUGACUGCCCCCCAGACCUAGGACUUGGUAGCUAAUAGCUCGGCCCUGGACACAGCAAAUCCCCACUUGCCUGCCUUCCCCCCCCCCCGCCCUCUCUCCUGGGACCAUGCUACUGGAAUCACUGCAUCUGAUUUGUUUGGAAGACCUGCAUCCUGUGCCCACCACUUGGUCCUUGAGAUGAAGGCCAAGGACAUGAAGACUUUGUCUUGGGUACGGUGGCUCCACAGAUGGGUGCUGCCUGAGGGAAGGAUCUGCCCUUGAUUCUUAAGGGGGAGCCAGAGCCUGAGCGCCUGCAGCUCACUUGGGAGCAGCUCCCAGGAGCCCAGCGGGCCAGUGCUGUUGAUGGAUUUGUCUUUAAUAAACUCUGUGCUCUUUA
Mus pahari (shrew mouse) is the source of this 3535-nucleotide messenger RNA. It is a transcript of the gene Tbc1d13, whose product is annotated as TBC1 domain family member 13. NCBI's taxonomy places the organism in Eukaryota, Metazoa, Chordata, Mammalia, Rodentia, Muridae. The record is from RefSeq and is a predicted model, not a curated record. The coding region runs from base 151 to 1353 and encodes 400 amino acids. The transcript is spliced from 12 exons. Gene Ontology annotation, molecular function: GTPase activator activity. Gene Ontology annotation, biological process: activation of GTPase activity; intracellular protein transport.